CAGGUCUCAGGCCCUGGAACGAGCUGGGUGCGUGGUGCCGGGGGAGGGGCGGAAGCAUCGCAUCAUCUAACAGGUUGGUCGGGCUGGGAGGCGUCCCGCCCUCCCGGAGCUAAUGAGCACUGUAGGACAGGUGUUUGCUCCUCAGUCCCCAGCCUGCCCUGCCUGCGACCAGAGCCAGCUGCCCGCCACCCCUCAAAGGCUCACUCACACCCCCGUGCCCUCCCGAGUCCCGGGCCCGGGGGCCGCGAUGGCCUGCCGCUCCUGCGUCGUUGGCUUCAGCAGCCUUAGCAGCUGUGAGGUGACCCCUGCGGGCGGCCCCCGGCCUGGGACCUCGGGAUGGGGCAACUGUGGAACCCCCGGGCCAGACUUCAGCUCCCGCAGCCUCACGGGCUGUGGGCCGGCCGGCACCAUCCCCAAGGUAACCGUGAACUCCAACCUGCUGGUGCCCCUGGACCUCAAAGUGGACCCAGCCAUCCAGCAGCAGAAGAACCAAGAGAAGGAGGAGAUGAAGGUCCUCAAUGAUAAAUUUGCCUCCCUGAUUGGCAAGGUGCAGGCCCUGGAGAGGCGCAACCAGCUGCUGGAGACCCGCUGGCACUUCCUGCAGGGCCAGGACUCCGCCACCUUCGACCUCGGGCACCUCUAUGAGGAGUACCAGGGCCGGCUGCAAGACGAAGUGCGCAAAGUGAGCCAGGAGCGGGCCCAGCUGGAGGCCAACCUGCUGCAGGUGCUGGAGAAAGUCGAGGAGUUUCGAAUCAGGUAUGAGGACGAGAUCUCCAAGCGCACAGACAUGGAGUUCACCUUCGUCCAGCUGAAGAAGGACCUGGAUGCGGAGUGUCUCCGGCGGACCGAACUGGAGACCAAAUUAAAAGGCUUGCAGAGCUUCGUGGAGCUGAUGAGAAACAUCUACGAGCAGGAGCUGAAGGACCUGACAGCCCAAGUGAAGGACGUGUCAGUGACCGUGGGCAUGGACAGCCGCUGCCACAUUGACCUGAGCGGCAUCGUGGAGGAGGUGAAGGUCCAGUAUGAUGCCAUCGCGGCCCGCAGCCUGGAGGAAGCCGAGGCGUACUCCCGGAGACAGCUGGAGGAACGAGCCGCCUGCUCAGCUGAGUUUGGGAACAGCCUCCAGAGCAGCCGCGGCGAGAUCGCUGACCUCAACGUGCGCAUCCAGAAGCUUCGAUCCCAGAUCCUCUCCACCAAGAGCCAUUGCCUGAAACUGGAGGAGAACAUCAAAGCGGCCGAGGAGCAGGGGGAGCUGGCCUUCCAGGAUGCCAAAGCCAAACUGGCCGAGCUGGAGGCCGCCUUGCACCAGGCCAAGAAGGACAUGGCCCGGCAGCUGCGGGAGUACCAGGAGCUCAUGAACACCAAGCUGGCCCUGGACAUCGAGAUCGCCACCUACCGCAAGCUGGUGGAGGGCGAAGAGUGCAGGAUGGACUUGCCUUCUACUGCCGUGGUCAGCGUUGUGCAGUCCAGAUCCAGAACCGCUGCCUCCAAGUCUGGCCUUUCAAGAGCCCCCUCCCGGAUAAAGAAGAACAGAAAAGGCCCUGUGAUCCAAAUCACCGAAAUGUCUGAGAAGUUCCUCUCGCAGGAGUCAGAGGCCUCAGAGUAAGGCAGCUGGACCCCAGGAGCCCAAGUCACCCCCCUGCAGCAGGAGGGACUUAAGCUAGACUCAAGAAAGCAGCUUGGAGCCUCUAGGUUGGGAGCGGAGGCAAACCUGACUCUGAAUGAGAUGGAGAAGGGUUCACAGCAGGGCCUGCUUUUUUGUGGGCUGCCUGGGGUGGCACAGGACUGUCGCCAGCUCUUGGGAAUCACUCCACUCCAUCUCGGUAUUCCAGUCCCACCCUUCCAACCUCCUGGCCGGAGGUUUUCCCAACUAGGUAAACUGGUAUCAGGGGUCAGUUUUAUCACCACGUCCUUGCUCUCCUGAGGCUCCUCCCCAAACAGAGGGCUCUGACCGAGGAAUCUUUGGCCCUUUCGCCCAACCCUUGCCCUAAACUCGCAUCUCAAGCCUUGCCUUGCCUCUGCCCCAAGACUGAGGUGGGUGCCCUCACUCACCCAGCCCCAGCCAGCCAUGAAUCAGGGGCUGGUGAGGACUGUUUGGGCACCCUCCCCACAUCUGGCGUUCCUGGGUGCUGAGCACCCCCGGGCCCCCCAGAGACCUGACAGUAUUAGGGAGUGAAAGGAGGAAGUUCCCCAGGUGUGUGGGCCCUGAGCCCGGGGGUCAGCCCAGACACCUGUGCCUCUUCCCUCCUCCUGUGGGUCCAGUCAGAACUGGACAGGCUGCCCAGCCAGCUCCCGGCUCCUUCUCCAGAAGCUAUUCUUGCCAUGAUAAACCCCCCGCGAGAGGGAAGUCCGAUGGCAGCCUGGGACCAAGCAGGAGAAUGUGGCCCUCCCCUCUCCUCCCUGCCAUCCUGCGGUUCACCACUCUGCCCAGGCUCCAAGCUCUCUGCACCCCCAUCUCCCGCCUAAGUGUUUCCAAGCCUGGAACUUGGCCCUGGUGUGCCAGGCCCUGGAGACCCCUAGGCCCACCCCUAUCAUGAAACCCUGGGCCAUUUCCCAUGAAUCCCACCUCUCGGGGUCUCUGUUCUCUCCAUCAGGCCGAUCAGAUUGACCCUUCCCUCCUUUGUAUCACUGAGGGGCCCAGGAACACCCCCGCACCUGUGGGGUGAGAGCCCCCUCCUCCCACCACGCCCACUCCCCUGCCUACAGUGGGGCCAUGAAGAAGGCACAGUCCAGGCAGGUCUGGGAGCUUCUGAGCCCUUCAGAUUGGGCGGGGGAGCCCCAGUGACAACCAAAAGGAAUUCCGCGUCCAAAGAGAAGAUCAGGGCUGGGAAGAGCGUUCUCUUUCCUCAUCUUGGUUCUCACCUCUGGGGCUCACAGGGGGAUCCUGGCAGCUCCAGCCCCCCGGGUCCACAAGCCACCCUCUGUCCUUCCCUCCCUUCUCCCUACCUGCCCUUGCCUCUCUCCACUGCUAGCCUCAGUCUUCCUUUCCUUCAUCUCAAUUUCCAGGACAUGGUCCCCCAAGGCCCCUGCGAGGCCUCAAGGUCCUCCAGCCUGUGGGGGGCGCUGGAGGGCCACUGACUCUCAGGCUGGAGGAAACUCAGACAUAGACUCAUCCCUGAAGUCCCCAAAGGGUGCUGAUUGCUGCUCUUUCUCUGCCUAUUUAUUGGUUUCCAAGGGAGCAAGUCUUCAGUGGGGAUGCAAGGUAUAUAAAGUAUAUAUAUUAUUUUUCAUAACUUAUGUGGCUUUUAACUUAUUGCUUCCCUUCCUGUUUCUGCAUAGUCAGUGCUAUAUUUACUAUCUGGAUAAACAACACAUAUCCCAGCCACCCCAGCUGGCUGGCAGACUAUCUCGGGGCAGUGCCCCCUUCUCCCUCCAGGGGAUGAAUAAAAUGCUGAGAUUUGUCCGUGGAAAAA
Molecule: messenger RNA, 3413 nt
Organism: Neofelis nebulosa (Clouded leopard)
Lineage: Eukaryota; Metazoa; Chordata; Mammalia; Carnivora; Felidae
Gene: KRT80
Product: keratin 80
Exons: 9
Coding region: 113-1606 (497 amino acids)
Biological process (GO): keratinization; intermediate filament organization
Cellular component (GO): keratin filament
Molecular function (GO): structural constituent of skin epidermis
Source: RefSeq, a predicted model, not a curated record